Molecule: messenger RNA, 725 nt
Organism: Pantherophis guttatus
Lineage: Eukaryota; Metazoa; Chordata; Lepidosauria; Squamata; Colubridae
Gene: TMSB4X
Product: thymosin beta 4 X-linked
Biological process (GO): regulation of cell migration; actin filament organization
Cellular component (GO): cytoplasm
Molecular function (GO): actin monomer binding
Source: RefSeq, a predicted model, not a curated record
GAGUUAAGCCGAUUCGGGGUGACAUCACUACAAUUUGCAUAAAAGCGGAGCUAUAACUGGCCACGCAGUGAGACGCUCUUUUAUAUUACAGUUCAGAGCGGCUGCGGGAAGGUUUCGGGCUGCAUCUGUCGGGACAGUCUCACUGAUCAAUCAAUAACAAUGUCUGACAAACCAGAUAUGGCUGAAAUUGAGAAAUUUGACAAGUCUAAGUUGAAGAAGACAGAAACGCAAGAGAAAAACCCACUGCCUUCAAAAGAAACAAUUGAACAGGAGAAGCAAGCGGGUGAAUCGUAAUGAAAUGGGCCCUUCCAAAUUAUGCACUGUACAUUCCACAAGCAUUGCCUUCUUAUUUUACUUCUUUUAGCUGUUUUAACUUUGUAAGAUGCAAAGAGUUGGAUAAAUUUAAAAUGACUGUACUGCCCCUUUCACAUCCCCCCCCCAAAAAAAGAACAGAGUGAACUACUGACGCUGAACGAAGGCACCUUCCUUUCCAUCUGCCUGUCCAGCUUCUGGUCCAGUGGCACAAAAGCUUGCAUGUUUCUUGAAAGAAGAUUCUAAGAGGGACUACAGUAAUCUAAUAACACAUGAAUAUACGCAAAGCUGUACCAGGGUCCUGCGAGCUGUAAAAUGCAUUUUAAUCGAGUGCCAUUUUUUUGUUCAAAUAAUUUUAAUUAUUGGAAUGCACAAUUUUUUUAAUAUGCAAAUAAAAUGUUUUAAAACCUGGA